Miscanthus lutarioriparius is the source of this 2100-nucleotide messenger RNA. NCBI's taxonomy places the organism in Eukaryota, Viridiplantae, Streptophyta, Magnoliopsida, Poales, Poaceae. The record is from the annotation of a GenBank genome assembly.
AUGGGGUUUGACGGGCUCGUCGUGGUGUCCGAUCCCUACCUGCAGCGCCGCUUCACGCAGGCCGACCUUCGCGCGCUCCAGACCCAGUAUGCGGUGCUGCGGGACGCGUCGCCUAACGGGAGGCUGCGGAUGCGGGACCUCCCUGCCGCCAUCUCUAGCAUCCGCGGCCGCGGUGCGGUCAAGGGCAGGGACGCCGAGAAGGAGAAUAGCACGCCGGAGCCAGGCCCCGGUCUGGGCCUCACUGACGAGGAGUGGGCCUCCGUGCUUAAGGCCGUCGCGCGCGCCGACGAGAAGCCGCACCAGGACGCCAGCUUCGAGCUCUUCCUCCGCGUUUACGCUGAGAUGCAGCUGCGCCUCAAGGCAGCCAGCGGCGGCGGCGGCGCCGGCCGCGCCGGAGGAAUCGCGCGCUCCUCGUCCUCCUCUGCUGUUGCCUUCCUCACGGCGGCCACAACCACGCUGCUGCACACCAUCAGCGAGUCCGAGAAGGCCUCCUACGUCGGCCACAUCAACGCCUACCUCGCCGAGGAUCCGUUCCUAAAGAGCGCCCUCCCCAUCGAUCCGGCGACCGAUCACAUCUUCCACAUCACCAAGGACGGCGUGCUCCUAUGCAAACUCAUCAACUUGGCUGUACCUGGCACCAUCGAUGAGCGAGCCAUCAACACCAAGAGGGUGCUCAAUCUGUGGGAGAAGAACGAGAACCACACGCUUUGCCUCAACUCCGCCAAGGCGAUCGGUUGCACUGUCGUCAACAUCGGUACACAGGACCUCGCCGAAGGGAGGCCUCAUCUGGUCCUGGGUUUAAUUUCUCAAAUAAUCAAGAUACAACUGUUGGCAGAUGUUAAUCUUAAAAGCACACCUCAAUUAGUUGAAUUGGUUGGGGACAGUAAGGAGAUGGAGGAGCUUAUGAGCUUGUCUCCUGAAAAGAUUCUACUAAGGUGGAUGAACUUUCAACUCAAGAAAGGAGGUUACCAGAAAACAGUAACAAAUUUUUCAUCGGAUAUAAAAGAUAGUGAAGCGUAUGCUUGUCUACUGAAUGUCCUGGCACCUGAAUGCAGUGCAAAACCAUCCGCGAUGUCUGUAAAAGAUCUACUUCAUAGAGCAAAGUUAAUCCUUGAGCAUGCAGAUAGGAUGGGCUGCAAAAGAUACCUGACUCCAAAAGACAUAGUUGAUGGUUUACCCAAUCUAAAUCUUGCCUUUGUGGCUCAUAUUUUCCAAAAAAGAAAUGGGUUGUCCAAACAAAUGAAACAAGUUUCCUUUGUGGAUGGACUCUCUGAUGAUGCUCAAGUUUCCAGGGAAGAAAGGUCAUUCCGGCUGUGGAUUAACAGCCUUGGAAUUUCUACUUACAUCAACAAUGUGUUUGAGGACCUUAGAAAUGGAUGGGUUCUGCUUGAGGUAAUUGACAAGAUUGCUCCAGGCUCAGUUAAUUGGAAGAUGGCAAAUCGCCCACCAAUAAAAUUACCAUUCAGGAAAGUCGAAAAUUGCAAUCAAGUUUUGAAGAUUGGAAAAGAACUAAAAUUUUCUUUGGUGAAUAUCGCUGGAAAUGAUAUUGUGCAAGGGAACAAAAAACUGAUAUUAGCUUUUCUGUGGCAAUUGAUGCGGUACAAUAUUCUUCAACUGCUGAAGAAUCUUAGAUUUCACUCAAAUGGAAAAGAGAUCACAGAUAAUGACAUAUUGGCAUGGGCCAAUAAAAAAGUAAAAGAUUCUGGAAAGCACCACUCUCAUAUGCAAAGUUUCAAGGAUAAAAGCCUUUCAAGUGGUACCUUUUUCCUUGACUUACUAAGUGCUGUGGAGCCUCGAGUUGUGAAUUGGAGCCUUGUGACCAAAGGAGAAAAAGAUGAAGAGAAGCAAAUGAACGCUUCAUACAUCAUUUCGGUGGCUAGGAAGCUUGGUUGCUCCAUUUUCUUGUUGCCAGAAGAUAUAUUGGAGGUGAACCAGAAGAUGAUGCUAACUCUGACAGCAAGCAUCAUGUACUGGUAUUUGAAAAGGCCAACAUCACAUUCACUGGACUCUGAAAAUGGGAGUUCAUGUGAGACAACCUCCAUCACAAGUUCAGAUGAUUCUGCAUCUGAAUCAUCGAUUGAUGACAAUACAACUAGAUAA